UUUCGAACUUGAAUUAGUCACUAUCGAUCGCACAACUGGAGUGGACUCGCCAUGCUCGCUCCGGUAGAUCCUGUAAAGGCGCCAGUUUUCGGCGAUCCAUGGGUGACCAUGGUCACGUUGAGUAGCUAUCUGUUGUUUGUGCUCAAGGUGGGCCCCAAACUCAUGGAGAACCGAAAGCCCUUCCAGUUGACUGGUGUCAUCAGGGUCUACAACAUAUUCCAGAUCCUGUACAAUGGUGUAAUACUCGUUUUGGGAGUUCACUUCCUGUUUGUCCUGAAGACAUACAACAUCAGCUGUAUUGUCAAUCUGCCGAUGGAUCACGAACAUAAAGAUAUGGAGCGUUCGAUAUGCAUUUUGUAUAUGUUUAACAAAUUCGUGGACCUUGUGGAAACGGUUUUCUUUGUGCUCCGCAAGAAGGACAAACAGAUAUCCUUCCUGCACGUCUUUCAUCACUUUGCGAUGGCAUUUUUCGGAUAUCUGUAUUACUUUUUCCACGGAUACGGUGGCGUUGCGUUUCCACAGUGCCUGCUAAACACCGCCGUCCACGUGAUUAUGUACGCCUACUAUUACCUAUCCUCGAUCAGCAAGGAGGUGCAGCGCAGUCUCUGGUGGAAGAAGUACAUCACCAUUGCCCAGCUGGUCCAGUUCGCGAUAAUCAUGAUCCACUGUACCAUCACACUGACGCAGCCCGACUGCGAGGUCAACAGACCCUUGACCUACGGAUGCGGAUUACUGGCUGGGUUCUUUGCCGUGAUUUUCAGCCAAUUUUAUUUCCACACCUACAUAAUGCCAGGCAAGAAGUCAUCGAAACAUUGAGUUCUUUUAAUGAUCUUUAAACUAUGAGUACAAAGCCUAAUGCUUUGAUGUACUUACAUAAAAAAGCACCCCUAAAUAAUUUUGUAUGCUAACCACAAUAGCCUCUGUUUUGUUUCAUCACUUUACCCAUUUUAUAGGAUAAUUAAAUUUAAAAAAAAAAUCGUUUUUUUAACGGCAAACUAUUUUUAUGACAGUCUUAGCACUGCCAUGCAAAGGGUAAAUAUAAAAAUAGCUAAAAAUCGAAUGGAAAAAGGGGGAAUGUAUGUAGGCAUGUGACUGCCGAGGGAACUACACAAUGCACGUUUAAUGUCAUUUAAAACGGCAAUUACUCAGCACGCUCGGUGGCUCGACCAGUUGGAUACUCCAUUCCGAAUGCGCACCGAGGACGAAGGACAAAGGACUAAGGACGAAGGAACCGAAAAGCCAGUGCCAAAGUGGCGACCAGAAGCAGGAACCACUGCACUUGACUGCGGCGGCUUCGCUUUAAUGUUGCUGCAUGGCCGCAAUUAUUCAGCUGGCACUUUGACUCUGAUUCUCUGAUUCGCCGCAUGCGAUUCCUAUGCAAAUUCGUUCGGUCGGUCGGCUACGGGUGACCCUUCCGGUGCCAUAAAUCGCCGGUGGUGCUGGCCAGGCUCGUUCCUAAUAUUCUAAUUAAAAGCAGCAUGGAAUGACCAGGGACGUGCUUGGCACAAAAUCCUGCGGAGCAUGCAGAUCACGUGCAAGGAAUCCCCGCACCAGUACGAGUACUCGAGAUGUGGCCAAUGGGAUUUAUUCCGGACG
Messenger RNA from Drosophila santomea, 1596 nucleotides. RefSeq names its product elongation of very long chain fatty acids protein F. Lineage: Eukaryota; Metazoa; Arthropoda; Insecta; Diptera; Drosophilidae. Gene Ontology annotation, molecular function: fatty acid elongase activity. The record is from RefSeq and is a predicted model, not a curated record. Gene Ontology annotation, cellular component: endoplasmic reticulum membrane. The transcript is spliced from 2 exons. Gene Ontology annotation, biological process: very long-chain fatty acid biosynthetic process; fatty acid elongation, monounsaturated fatty acid; sphingolipid biosynthetic process. The coding region runs from base 52 to 816 and encodes 254 amino acids.